Molecule: messenger RNA, 1432 nt
Organism: Coffea eugenioides
Lineage: Eukaryota; Viridiplantae; Streptophyta; Magnoliopsida; Gentianales; Rubiaceae
Product: deSI-like protein At4g17486
Exons: 4
Coding region: 242-991 (249 amino acids)
Biological process (GO): protein deubiquitination
Molecular function (GO): deubiquitinase activity
Source: RefSeq, a predicted model, not a curated record
AUCUUUUUCCGCCAUUUCGCUACUGUAUCUGUACACUCUUCCAGUCUGCCAGCCUUAUAAUACUAUUGGAACAAGAAUGCGGGCAUUUCGAGCACAUAUUCCCUACUGUAAACUGCUGUUUCUGCACUAAGAAUGGUUGCUUUCUGGGCGGCAGAGCCGCUCAGCUCAUGAUCUGAUGAAUUUUUCCUCAAAGCAAGGUUGGAACUAGGUAUUGAACUAUUCCUAGCUGUAUCCUUGAAACAUGAAACCCAAAUUAAAGAAAGGCUGGCGCUCAAUCAUUCCUUUUAAUGUGCAAGGAAAAUCAGCCAACUGUUUUUGCAUCUUUCCCAGUGUAGAUUCAGCAGGCUAUAGUCCAAAGGAUGCACCUGUUUAUCUCAAUGUGUACGACUUGACUCCUAUGAAUGGUUACUUUUAUUGGGCAGGCCUCGGCGUAUUCCAUACUGGAGUAGAAGUGCAUGGUGUUGAAUAUGCUUUUGGAGCCCAUGACUAUCCAACAAGUGGUGUCUUUGAGGUUGAACCUCGCCAAUGCCCUGGAUUUAAGUUUAGAAAGUCUAUUCUCAUAGGGACAACCUUUAUGGAUCCCAUCCAGGUUAGAGAGUUCAUUGAGCAGCAAUCCGCAUAUUACAGCGGUGAUACGUAUCAGUUGGUUAGAAAGAACUGCAAUCAUUUCUGUGAGGAUAUAUGUUACAGAUUGACGGGGAAUCGCAUACCAAAAUGGGUGAAUCGGCUGGCAAGAAUAGGGUCAAUUUGCAAUUGCAUACUUCCUGAAUCCCUGAGAGCUUCUACUGUGCGGCAUGAUGCAAAUUUUCAAGGCUGUGACAGUGAGAAAAAGAAACUGAGGAGCUCUUUUGGCUGCCUGUCUUCAAUUUCCUUGCGUCAGAAGGAGAGAGAAGUAUCAAUAUCGUCGUUGUUCUUACAUUCUCAUUACAAAGGCUGCUUGACCCCAUGGGAGCCAAAAAUUUCUAAAAGUGGUUCUUUAAAGGAUGGAUAACAACUCCUCUUUAGUUGAUUCUUUCAUGCUUACUAAAUUCUCGCGUGUUUAUCGCUAGUGGGUUCUCCUUUUUGGUCCAGAUGCUUUUGGAGGUCAAAAGCAAGCUUUGCUUUUUGGUGACACACGAUGCUUGUCCUUCGGUCUUUUUGGCUUGUAUAUUAGGGCAUUCCAUGUAGUCUCUAGAAGAUUAUAUGCCAGUUGAAUGGCAUUUCAGGGAUGAGAUCACAUUUCUUGGUUGUAAAAGCCAGCAAAAAUGUGGCUGCAUUGAUGUCCAAGCACAAUUUAUCUGUCUCGGGCAUCAUCCUCUUCACUUUUCGUGGAGACCCAACAGCAUGGCUCCAGGGCUCUUAUAGUCGUGUGAUCACAGGAUCAUUCUGCUCUUGAUCCGUUUGCAACACAUUGUUUUGUUACCAGAUUGGUUAAAGAAACGAUUUUUCCGUA